This is a messenger RNA of Xenopus tropicalis (tropical clawed frog), 2756 nucleotides long. RefSeq names its product chemokine (C-C motif) receptor 9 (gene ccr9). Gene Ontology annotation, cellular component: membrane; plasma membrane. Bases 1 to 1296 code for a protein of 431 amino acids. The transcript is spliced from 2 exons. The record is from RefSeq and is a predicted model, not a curated record. NCBI's taxonomy places the organism in Eukaryota, Metazoa, Chordata, Amphibia, Anura, Pipidae. Gene Ontology annotation, molecular function: G protein-coupled receptor activity; chemokine receptor activity. Gene Ontology annotation, biological process: signal transduction; G protein-coupled receptor signaling pathway; chemotaxis.
AUGGACCACAUGUCAGGGAAAGUUAUUGUUGGCGGUGUGCUACAUGAGGUAGUUGGUCAAGUGUCAGGAAUUCCCACAGAAGCAGAAGGAGGUGUUGCCAAUCCAGGAGCAGAGAUAGAAGGCAGAGUAGGGAUAACAGGGUCAAUAUCACAUGCUGGAGAGGAGGGAUGGCUGGCAGAGUUGUUUCAGGUGGAGAGAGGUGUGACAGAGAAGGUAACCGAGUUCUUUACAGGAGAAGAAGAAUAUGAAGAUCAAUACACUCUCAGCACCCUCGACUACGUUAUUUUUGACCCAGGUGUAUUUUGUGAAAAAAAUUCUGUUAGAGAAUUUGCAUCUUAUGUCCUUCCUCCCAUUUACUGGUGUGUGUUUUUGUUUGGUCUCGUUGGAAAUAGUUUGGUCCUCGCUGUAUAUGUAUAUAAUAGAAAGCUAAAAACAAUGACAGACACCUUUUUAAUAAAUCUUGCUAUUGCCGAUAUACUUUUUCUGAUUACACUUCCCUUCUGGGCAAUAGCUGCCUCUCAUGAUUGGGUUUUCAAAACAGCUCUUUGUAAAGCAGUUAACAGCAUGUACUCAGUUAAUGUAUAUAGCGGUAUGUUGCUACUGGCAUGCAUUAGCAUAGACAGGUAUAUUGCAAUAGUGCAAGCCACUAAAGCUCAAAAGUAUCAGACUAAGAAGCUCCUUAUCAGCAAGUUAACAUGUUUCAUUGUUUGGGCACUUUCAACAGGUUUAAGUCUUCCUGAGAUCUUAUUUAGUGUAGUUAAGGAAGAAUUCAAUUCAACAACCUGUACAAUGUCUUACCCUGCUGAACUAAGCAAAACAUUUAAAGUUAGUGUUCUCUCACUAAAAGUUACGGUGGCCUUUUGCCUUCCAUUUUUAGUCAUGGUCUUCUGUUAUGCUAUGAUAAUCCCAAUUCUUGUCCAGGCUCGAGGUUUCCAAAGACAUAAAGCUUUAAAAGUUAUUUUUGCAGUUUUAUCAGUGUUUAUUUUAUCUCAAUUACCAUACAAUAGUAUACUUGUGUUAAGAGUACUGAAUGCUGCCAAUAUAAAUGAUUUUGAAUGUGCAACUACCCAAAAUAUUGAUAUUGCAUAUAAAAUCACACAGAGCGUUGCUUUUCUUCAUUGCUGUUUGAAUCCAUUUAUCUAUGUUUUUGUUGGAGUCAAGUUUAGAAGUGAUCUUUUGAAGAUUUUACAAAAAUGUAUUGGUGAACAGCAAUGGGCUAAAGGACUUUGGGGGGACAAUAAUAAGAAACCACUUUCAGAGACAAGGGAAAGCAAAAUGGGUACCUUAUCCCUGUAAAAAGGCAAGCUUUUGAAAACCUUUACUUAAGAUUGCUAUUAUUACUUUUAUAAUUAUUGCAUGUAAUUUUUAUAUUUUUAGUGUAACAAAUAUUCACUUUGCCUUAUAUAAUGAUUCACCAUCUUUAACCUAGUAUGCAAAAUACCCACAUCCACAUGUACCCACAUCCUGUCUGCAGUAUUAUGAAAGUUUACAUUUGCCACCUGCAGCAUCAUGCUUACUGUACAGUAACAAUUUGUUGAUUAUUGUUUGAUUUUAUUUUAAGGUUUUUAUUUUGCAGUUUUAAUUACAGUAUAUAACAAUGAUGAUUUUAUUUUGAUGUUGUUUGUUAUGACUUUUGACGUUUUAAACUGUUUUAUUUGUUACAAUGCAGUAUAAUUUGGAUCAAGUGACUGAAAUCUCUGCCACAAGUAGUUUCUUUAACAGCAGUCAAACAUCUUGCUUUGGUAAUUGUCCCCCAAAAACAUGCACAGGUGCAUUCUUAGCCUGGAUAUUGGCCCAAGUCUGCCAGCGGAAACCUUAGAGCUUCAUAUAACUAAAUGAUCAGGACUACCCUGUGACCAAGGAACCUGGUCCUUUGUAAAGUGCAUUCGCCUGUCACUUCACACAUGCGACGUGUUACAGCCAUGAAAGAAGGAGAAAAUUCCAACCUGUCCCACACCUGUUUGUGUGUAGUUACAGGAAUGAAUGCAAUCCAGCUGUCACUGUCAACACUGUUUGCAUUUUAACAAUUCCCCCAUUUAGUUCUCCUCCACCUAUCCUCCCCUCACAAUAAUCUCUCUUUCUUUCUUUCCUCAUAUAAAGCACCUUUUCUGCCCCUCUCCUCCUUCUUCCACCACAAUGUUUUUGUCAUUACUGUAUUAUCACCAUUUAACCCUUUCCCUGCUGAGCGGCAAUGGUGCUAUUUUCCUCUAAAUUAAAACACAAUAAAUCAAUAUAGACUCUAUACUCUUUGCCAGCAAUGCAGAUUAUGCAUUGGCUGCAGGCAAACUAUGGGCUGCCCUUUGUCCCAAGUCCAUAUUGUUUACAGAAAAAUACAUUUAUGUAUGCACAAAAAUCUUCUUGGACACAAAAUGAAUAUCUCUCAAGGUACAGGUACCAGUACACACUGGUGAAAAUAUACCAAAGCCAUAUUUAAAGUCAAGAAUGAGAACAACAAAUACAAUAAUAUAUAUAGAUAUAUAUAUAGAUAGAUACAAAAUUCAACUUUUAAGGAAAUUUAAUGAAGAAGCCCAAUGCACAAACCUAUUUAUACUUGAAGGGGUCUCAAUUUUUAUGGGUUUUCAGCUAUUAAGAGUUUUGUUCAGCAGCUCUUCAGUUUGGUAUUUUUGGAAAUCUGGUUGCUAUGGUGCAAUUUACCCUAGAAGCCAUGAAGUUGUUUGAACAAGAGUUGGGGAUAUGAAUAAAGAAGGGCCUAAAUAGAAAGAUACGUAAUUAAAAGUAACAAUAAUAUUAAAAUU